AAUACUUUACACGUGCAUUCAGACAAUCAUAAUUAGUAUAUUAAUCAGUCACAUUUAAAUCACGUGGUGUAAUCUUUGCGCAUGCGCAUUGUGAACGUCCGUCGAUCGUGGUUUCCAGUUCCACAUCGUUUGACUGUAAGUUUGCGCAACAACGGCUCAUAAUAAAGAAAAGGCGGCAAACUAUUUCAUUCAUGGUCUACCAUUUUUAGGCGCAAGUCAAUCCGAUCACAAUGCAAUACGAACUUCUUGCAUCAACAUUUAGACCUCGUUUCCUUCGCAAAGCUUGUUGGCAUUUGAGUCAAAGGGCAUGGCUGUCUAGUGGAGCGUCGAACAUCCGACCAAUCAGGAAGCUUCUGGUUGCCAAUAGAGGAGAGAUUGCCAUCAGGAUUUGUCGAGCUGCAACUGAGUUGAACAUCAAGACGGUUGGAGUUUAUUCUAAGGAAGAUGCGAAGCAAUUGCAUCGACAGAAGGCUGAUGAGUCGUAUUUGAUUGGCGUUGGGAAGUCUCCUGUUGAGGCAUAUCUGACUAUUUCCGAGUUGCUGCGAGUUGCACAAGAACAAAAUGUCGAUGCCAUCCAUCCCGGCUAUGGCUUUCUAUCCGAACGAUCCGACUUUGCCAAAGCUUGCGAGUCAGCAAACAUUACAUUCGUCGGACCACCCUCACACAUCGUUGGCAAAAUGGGCGACAAAGUCGCUGCUCGAGCUCUCGCCAUAUCAGCCAACGUACCCGUCAUUCCUGGCACAGACAAGCCAGUAAAAUCAACAGAAGAAGCCAUCGCAUUUUGUGAAGAGCACGGCUAUCCUGUCAUGCUGAAAGCCGCAUACGGGGGUGGCGGUCGAGGCAUGAGGGUUGUCCGCAGCAGGAAUGAGCUUCCUGAAAUGUUUGAGAGGGCAACGUCUGAGGCCAAGCAAGCAUUUGGUGAUGGAUCAGUUUUUAUUGAGAGAUUUGUGGAGAAUGCACGUCACAUUGAAGUGCAAGUGUUGGGUGACAAAUACGGCAACAUUAUUCAUCUAUUUGAGCGAGACUGUUCGGUGCAGAGGAGACACCAGAAAGUGGUGGAAGUGGCUCCAGCACCGAACUUGAGUCCAGAGAUUCGUGAUAGAAUGACUGCUGAUGCUGUGCGUCUCUGUAAAGCAGCAGGCUAUCAGAAUGCUGGUACUGUGGAGUUUUUGUUGGACGGUCAAGGUAACCAUUAUUUUAUUGAAGUGAAUGCCCGACUGCAAGUGGAGCAUACGGUAACAGAGGAAGUGACAGGAGUUGAUUUGGUGCAGUCUCAGAUCAAGCUGGCGGAAGGACAUUCUCUUCAAGAUCUCAAUCUGCAUCAAAAUGCCAUUCAAGUAGUCGGACAUGCCAUUCAGUGUCGUGUGACAACGGAAGAUCCAAGCAAAGGCUUUCAACCAGACACAGGAAGACUUGAAAUGUUUCGAGAAGGAACGGGAAUGGGCAUUAGACUUGACGGAUCAACCGCUCAAGGAGCCGUCAUAUCACCACAUUACGACUCUCUGAUGGUCAAAGUCACAAGUCACGGAGCGGAUGCCAAAGCUGCUGCAACAAAAUUAGAUCGUGCGCUUCAAGAGUUUGUUAUACGAGGAGUCAAGACCAACAUUCCAUUUCUUCUUAACGUUCUACGUGACGACGACUUCAUCAAAGGCACAGUAACAACCGACUUCAUUCACAACAAACCCGAACUCUUCCUAUUCGCACGUGAGCGAGAACACGUUCCCAAACUGCUCAAGUAUAUCGGCUCAGUCAUCGUGAACGGGUCCCUUUCGCCACUUGGGACUGACCUACCACCCGCAAUGACUGAGCCAGACAUUCCUGCAGCUCCUCAAGUGUCAACUCUGAACGGGGGAUGGAGAAAAAUUAUUCAAACAGAAGGACCGGAGGCUUUUGCCAAAGCCAUCAGGGCUCAUCCUGGUGUUUUGUUGACGGAUACUACAAUGAGAGAUGCUCAUCAGUCGUUACUUGCCACUCGUGUGAGGACCUAUGAUCUACUCAAGAUUGCUCCAUUUGCCGCCCACAGCUUUUCCAAUGCGUGUAGCCUUGAGAUGUGGGGAGGCGCCACAUUCGACGUUGCAAUGCGAUUCUUAAGGGAAGACCCGUGGAAGCGUCUACAAGAUCUUCGCGAACGAAUCCCAAACAUUCCAUUCCAGAUGCUCCUUCGUGGUGCCAACGCCGUCGGCUACACCAACUACGCAGACAACGUCGUCUAUCGUUUCUGUGAGUUGGCGUACAAGGAAGGCCUUGAUAUCUUCCGAGUGUUUGAUGCCCUCAAUUAUCUGCCAAACCUUCAAGUUGGUAUGGAUGCUGCUCGUCUGGCUGGAGGCGUCGUCGAAGGUGCUAUCUCGUAUACUGGAGAUGUAUCCAAUCCGAAUAAGACGAAAUACAAUUUGGAUUAUUAUAUGAAGUUUGCAGAGGAGCUGGUCAAGUCAGGGACGCACAUUCUCUGUGUUAAGGAUAUGGCUGGAGUCUUGAAACCUCAUGCUGCCAAGAUGCUCAUCGGUGCUCUCAGACAACAAUUCCCCAACAUUCCCAUUCACCUACACACUCACGACACAGCAGGAGCUGGCGUGGCCACCUACCUGGCAGCAAUAGAUGCCGGAGUUGACAUCAUCGACGUCGCUGCAGACAGCAUGUCGGGCAUGACGUCACAGCCGAGCAUGGGAGCCAUCAUUGCCGCCUUAGAGAACACAGAAAACGACACUGGAAUAGACCUGAAGGCGAGCAACCAGUACAGCACUUACUGGGAGCAAGCACGUGGGUUGUAUGCUCCUUUUGAGUGCACGAAGACGAUGAAAUCGGGCAGUGCAGAUGUUUAUGAGAAUGAGAUUCCCGGUGGUCAGUACACGAACUUACAGUUCCAGGCUUUCUCUCUUGGGCUUGGUAAUGAGUUUCCGAAGGUCAAGCAGGCGUACAUAGAGGCCAACCUGCUGCUUGGAGAUAUCAUAAAGGUAACACCAACAUCUAAAGUUGUGGGAGACUUGGCUCAGUUUAUGGUGCAAAACAACUUGAGUGCAGAUGAUGUCGUCGAAAAGGCCGAAGAGCUGUCAUUUCCAGAGUCAGUCGUUGGCUUUUUUGAGGGCAAGUUGGGUCAGCCAUAUGGUGGCUUCCCAGAGCCUCUGAGGACACGGGUCCUCAAGGGCAAACCUGCUAUUAACAGUCGACCAGGUGAAGGCUUAGCCGAUGAGGACUUCAAUAAAAUUCGUGGCGACCUCGAGAGUGAAUUCAAACAUUCACGUCGAGAAUUCUCCGACUUGGAUGCCGUCAGUGCUGCACUGUAUCCGGACGUCUUCCGGGAUUUCAUUCGUUUUCGUGAUGAAUAUGGUAUCGUACGUCGACUGCCAACUCGGAUCUUCUUCACAGGUCCAAAGCUGGGCGAAGAGUUUGAGGUCGAGACGGAACGUGGGAACAAGACGUUCUUCAAUGUUUUGGCUGUUGGUGACCCAAUGAAAUCUGGAGAACGAGAAGUCUUCGUAUCGGUCAAUGGCCAGAUGAGGUCUGUGCUGAUUGAGGAUAAGAAAGCAUUAGAGAACGUCGCCACCCUCCCAAAAGCCGACCCAGCACGACUCGGCUCAGUCGGUGCCCCCAUGCUCGGAGAAAUCAUAAACGUACGCGUCAAAGAAGGCGACCACGUCAACAAAGGGGACCCUCUCGUCGUGCUCUCAGCAAUGAAAAUGGAGACAGUGGUGAGUGCACCGUGUGCAGGGAUUGUUCGUAACAUUGCAGUCAGCAAGGGAAGUAGCCUGAAACCAGGUGAUCUACUUGUUGAUAUUGAAGAUUAACUCAAGUGUAUUUGAUUGCAAUUUUUGCCCUAACGAACAGUCGCGUUUUGUGUUAUUUGUCUAGCGGUUUGUUUUCAUAGAUAUCCGUUGAAAAGGCAAUUGAGUAGUUGCUUUUUUGAUGCACUUUGCGCACUGCAGAUGACGAAGGGUUUCGGUAGUGUGAAACACGAUUUGUGUGUACA
This is a messenger RNA of Corticium candelabrum, 3964 nucleotides long. RefSeq names its product pyruvate carboxylase, mitochondrial-like. The coding region runs from base 231 to 3782 and encodes 1183 amino acids. Gene Ontology annotation, molecular function: metal ion binding; ATP binding; pyruvate carboxylase activity. Lineage: Eukaryota; Metazoa; Porifera; Homoscleromorpha; Homosclerophorida; Plakinidae. Gene Ontology annotation, biological process: pyruvate metabolic process; gluconeogenesis. The record is from RefSeq and is a predicted model, not a curated record. The transcript has 13 exons. Gene Ontology annotation, cellular component: cytoplasm.